AUGGUUGACAAGUUCAGCACCGCUAUAUGUAAUCUCGGUUUCACUUGCAGCCCUCGUGAGAAUGCUCUCUUUAUUCGUAAAAGUGAACAUGGAGUUGAUCUUCUGCUUUUUUAUUUUCUUGGUUUAGAGGUCUUAUCCAUAGAUGAGGGUAUCUAUCUCUCUCAAGCUAAGUAUGCUUCAGAUCUUGUUGCUCGCGCCGGGAUUAUAGAUAGUCACAUUGAGUCUACUUCCCUUGAGCCUAAUGUUCGAUUUAUCCCUAUAGAUAGCACUGUUUUGGAUAAUCCUACUCUUUAUCGACAGUUAGUUGGAGGUCUUGUCUGCUUGACUGUCACACGACCAGACAUAGCCUAUCCAGUUCAUGUUCUUAUGCAGUUCUUGUCAUCUCCUCGUAGUAUUCACUAUGCGGCCGUUCUUCACAUUAUUCGCUACAUCAAAGGCACUCUGUUUCAUGGACUUCAUUUUUCUGCCCAUUCAUCUUUAUCCCUUCAGGCGUACUCAAAUGUUGAUUGA
Messenger RNA from Arachis ipaensis, 510 nucleotides. Lineage: Eukaryota; Viridiplantae; Streptophyta; Magnoliopsida; Fabales; Fabaceae. The record is from RefSeq and is a predicted model, not a curated record.